UUUAGUACACGGUUACAAAGGACAUGGAGCCUUCCUUUUGUGUUAUGAAGGCCCAUACUACUCAAAAUUCAUGGCGAUUGAUGAUUUUGAUCUAAGUUCAAUGGAGUCUCAACCAAAACAUACUACAUGGAGCCUCAACCAACCUACCGUAUCCCCCAAAUCAAACACACCUAAGUUUCAUCAAACCACUCGAUCUGCUACUGUUUGUCUCACUAAUUUUUCAAAUCGUAGGAUGGCUGCUGACAACAAGAUGCAUUUCCUGAAGCUGGAGGAGGAGGUGGUGAUCCCGACUACGUUCAAAUGUGCCAUUACUUAUGACUUGCUCUUCAAACCGGUGGUCUUGGUUUGUGGACACACCUUCUCGUUCUGGAGUAUUGCUGAGCAUAUGAGCAUCUUAGUUGACACUCUAUGCCCCUUGUGCAAGACGCAGUUUGCACAUUUUCCAAAAAUAUGUGAGACUUAUCAUACUUUGGUUAAGAAAUUGAAACCAGCGGAGUAUGCAAGAGUUGAAGCGGAAUUUUUAGAACAAGAGAGAAGCUUGGGGAGAUCAUCUCCACCAGUUGAUGUUGGUUUGCAGGAUGAGCUUUGUUUUGAGUGUAACAAGCUACUAUACAAGCCAUCAGUCUUAAAUUGUGGACACGUUUGUUGCAAAAGCUGCUUGCCAUCUAGUGAUGGGCUAUUGGCAUGCAAGCGUUGCGGAAGUGUUCAUCCAGGGAAGUUUCCCUCUGUGUGCAUUUCUCUGGAUGAGAUCAUCCCAAGGUUUUGGUUACCGAAUGAGGUAAUUUUACCGAGGGGGACUGAUAAAUGUGGUUACCACGGUUACCGAGAAAUACCGACAAAUACCGAGAAUAUUUCGAGCGAAUUUUAUAGUUGAAUUUUGAAUUCAAAUAAGAAAAUGAACGAAUAUUCAAACCAGAGACCUCUCAAAACAGGAACUAGGUUGCUACCAACAUGCCAUAACCAACUUUCAUUGCAUUAAUUAGACCCUACAUACCUUACUGUAAAUCGAGUGUUUAAAUUCAAAAAUUUCAAAAAAAUGGUAUUUUUUGCUCGGUAUGACGAUUUACCGAGGGGCACGGAAAUACGUGGUAACCAUGGGAAAUCUUGAAAUUUCGACUGGUAACCAAA
Triticum aestivum (bread wheat) is the source of this 1128-nucleotide messenger RNA. Its product is annotated as E3 ubiquitin-protein ligase PRT1. Bases 71 to 874 code for a protein of 267 amino acids. Gene Ontology annotation, molecular function: ubiquitin protein ligase activity. NCBI's taxonomy places the organism in Eukaryota, Viridiplantae, Streptophyta, Magnoliopsida, Poales, Poaceae. The record is from RefSeq and is a predicted model, not a curated record. Gene Ontology annotation, biological process: proteasome-mediated ubiquitin-dependent protein catabolic process. The transcript is spliced from 6 exons.